Molecule: messenger RNA, 2025 nt
Organism: Prorocentrum cordatum
Lineage: Eukaryota; Dinophyceae; Prorocentrales; Prorocentraceae
Source: the annotation of a GenBank genome assembly
AUGACUAGAGGAGUCGUCUCCUUGAUACUGAGCGCCACUCGGCAGCGCAACGCGGAUCCCGAGCACAAGGCCAGUACCGCCGGGAUCGUGCUGGUCGGCCAGGACCGCACACAGGUGGCACACUACGAGGCGCUGGAGGAGCGCAAGAACCGCUUCAUGGCCACCGUGUCGCACGAGCUUCGCAGUCCGCUCCACGGCAUCUGCGGCCUCUCGGCGGCCCUCGAGAAGGACGAGGCCAGCGAGGGCCGCCGCAAGCAGCUGGGGAUGGUGCACUCCUGCGCCACUCGCCUCCUGGACCUCGUGGCGAACAUCAUGGACAUGACCGCUCAGCGGAGCAAGAAUAAGGACAAGAAGCCGCUCGUCAAGGAUCCGGUCCACCUGUCCGCCAUCCUCGAGGAGGUGAUCGAGCUCGUCUCGAACGCCACAGACAAGGCAAUGCGACCUCUGUUAAGCCGCGAGUGCUCCCUCGUCAACACGAUCGUCGAUGGGACGCUCCCUCUUGUCGAGGGGGACGCGUACAAGCUCACGCAGGUGUUCUUCAACCUCCUCACGAACUCGUGCAAGUUUUGCCGAAGCGGGCGCAUCGAGGUGUCGGCACAGCGCGACAGCGCCGAUGGCCUCGUCAGCAUCAGUGUCAGCGACACCGGCAUCGGCAUCGCGCCCGAGGCCCUGAAGCGCAUCUUCGAGCCCUUCGAGCAGGAGGACAGCUCGACGGCCAGGAACUUCGAGGGCAUCGGCAUCGGGCUGGCGGUCUCCAAAGGCGUCGUGGAGCAGCACGGGGGCAGCAUCGUCGUCAAGAGCACGCAGGGCCGCGGUUCCGUCUUCACCGUGCGCCUGCCCGUCCUGCACUCGCCGCAGGUCCCUGAGAGAGCUGUCAGCGUGCCGCCAGGUCCUGCCCUUGUGCAGCGGCGGGGGGGCCGUCACCCCAGCCUGCGGCUCGACGGCAGCACCAGCGUGCCUCUUCGCGCUCUGCGGCGGCAGAGGUCGCCGUCCUGCGACAGCCUGCCGCGGAGGCCGUCGCCGUCGCCGCAGCGGCCACGCUGUGCUCCAGCGGGUCGCCCUGUCGUGCUCUCCGUCGACGACGACGCAGUGAACCAGGAGGUCAUCAGAUCCGCGCUUGCAGACUACGAGGUUCACGUCGCGAUGGACGGUUCGGAGGCGCUCCGGUAUUUCGAUGAGCACUCGAGGCUUCCAGAUGUGGUGCUGCUCGAUGUGAUGAUGCCCGGGAUGUCAGGCUACGAGGUGUGCACGACCAUCCGCAAGCAGCUGCAAUUGCCCGCGUCCGCUUUGCCAAUCAUCAUGCUCAGCGCCAAUGAGCCAGUGCCGGACUCUAUCAUCCAGGGCCUGGGGAGCGGUUGUAAUGACUACGUCGCAAAGCCAUUCGAUUCGGCUGUGCUCAUUGCGCGUGUACAAACCGCGAUUCAGGUGAAGCGGUUGCACGAGAUAGAGGUAGAGCACGCUCAGCACACGAAGCUCUUGCACGAGAUCAUGCCGCCCCACAUCGUACAGCGCCUGGUGAGCGGGGAGAAUUGCAUCGCGGAGUCGCAGAAGUGCGUGACGAUCCUCUUCUCCGACAUCGUCGGCUGGACGAACAUUGCGGAGUCGAUUCCCACGUGCGCCGUGAUCACUCUCCUCAACGAGCUGUUCUCCGCGUUCGACGCAUUACUCGACAAGCAUGGUGUCUACAAGGUUGAGACCAUCGGUGACGCGUACAUGGUUGCAGCUGGUCAUGACGGCGGCGCCGACCAUGCAAGGAGAAUCAUACUCAUGGGCCUGGACAUGCUCGACGCAGUCAAAGCCGUGCGACCUCCACCACAGAUGCGCCUCCAGAUCCGCGUCGGUGUCCAUUCCGGGCCCGCUUUCACGGGCGUGGUGGGACAGAAGGUGCCACGCUACUGCUUCUUCGGGGACACUGUGAACGUGUCAAGUCGCAUGGAAUCAAAUGGCGUACCUGGCUGCAUUCACAUCCUGCUGACGCCCGCGAUUACGUGGGCGAUGCGGACCUCGGUGGCGCGAGCUUCGUGA